Messenger RNA from Saccostrea cuccullata (small rock oyster), 1694 nucleotides. RefSeq names its product probable E3 ubiquitin-protein ligase HERC1. The annotation marks the transcript as partial. The transcript is spliced from 10 exons. The record is from RefSeq and is a predicted model, not a curated record. NCBI's taxonomy places the organism in Eukaryota, Metazoa, Mollusca, Bivalvia, Ostreida, Ostreidae.
GGCAUGACUACACAUCUAGCAAGAACUUUCCAACCAAAGUACAAUCCGUUGAGUCUGUAGGUCUGGUUGCCUGUGGUGGAAGUCACACAUUGGCUGUGUCUCAGGAUGGUAAAACUAUCUGGUCAUUUGGUGGAGGAGAAAAUGGAAAACUUGGUCAUGGGGACACCAAUAGACAACAUAAACCAAAGGUGAUAGAAGCCCUGAGUGGACUGUACAUCAGAAAAGUAGCUUGUGGGAGUCAGUCAUCUCUAGCUGUAACAUCUUCAGGCCAGUUGUAUGCCUGGGGGUGUGGAGCUAUUUUAGGAUGUGGGUCAGCAGAGUAUACAGCACUCAGACCACGACUUGUGGAGGAUCUUCAGUCAAAACGAGUGGUGGACAUUGCAUGUGGUGACAGUCAUGUAAUAGCUCUCACACAGGAGAGUGAAGUUUAUGCCUGGGGUAACAAUGCCAUGGGUCAGUGUGGCCAGGGACAUGCACAGAGUCCCAUCACCCGUCCCAAGAAAGUGAUAGGUCUGGACGGUAUCAGUGUCCACCAGGUGUCAGCUGGCACCUCUCACAGUGUGGCCUGGACUGCUCUGCCCACUGACAGACCAGUGGUAGCCUGGCAGAGGCCUUUUUGUGUGGACUUACAGGAGGCUACAUUCGCCAUUAUCAGGACAUUUCUGGAAAAUUUCUGCUCAGGCUUUGAUGAAGAGUCUCCACAAGCUCCAUUUAAUUCACACAGAGAGCAUCGUCAUUUUGUUCAGCUGUGUUUGAAGAUGUUGAGCACUCACCUAUCUCUAGCUCUAGCUGGGGGAAUGACAAGUUCAGUUCUGGGAGACCAGGCACCGCAGCUUAGAAACCUACUGUUUAGACUUCUGGAUUCCAACAUUCCAGAUAGCAUUAGAGAUACUGUUUCAGAAAUUCUGAGAGUAGGAGCUUCUCUUCUUCUCCCUCCCCUCAGGGAGAGAAUGGAGCUGUUACAUUCACUGCUCCCCCAGGGCCAGGGCAGAUGGGACAGUCUAUCUAGGGGAAAGCAAAUGCAGCUGAGUUUGAUACUGACAAGUCUGUAUGAUAACAAUCACAUCUCUACACUCCUGGGAUUCUCGGAUCCAUCAGAAAGUCUUGCUUCAUCCCAGCCUAGUGAUGGCUCUGUGGAUUUGAUGCUUGCAGAGAUCCUCAUGAAAACAAUUCUUAGAAAUCUUGCCAAUGAGACGGAGGAGGCCAUAGAUGACUUGGAGAAGAAUUUGGACAAGGAAUUUGAACAUAAGAUGUUCAUGAUGGCUUUCCCUCAUCUUCACAAUCUAUUAUCAUCUCUCCAGAAACAUUUGUUGGCCUACUGCUUCACCCAGCAGCCCUGGAAGUCACACGAUUCUCCAGCAGUUGAUCUUCUGUUUAAACACACGUCUCUGAUGUUCUCUGUCACCAAAAAUCUGUUUGAAAAAGCUCUGGUGCUUUUACAACACGAGAAGUGUAAUGUUAGUGUGGUUAUUGCAAUUGAAGAUAUUUUGUACAAUUCUCCAGCGGGAGCCAUGAUGUUCCACAUUAUGAAUGCUCUUUUGAUGUUACCUUUGGAGUGGAUCAGUGAAAUGUUGCCAGAAAUCCUGCCCCUUCUCUCUGUUACAGACCAGCUCUGUAAAUUAUUGCCGGAAAUCAGUAAAUUUGAAGCAUUUGAGCUAGAAGGUAAGGACUGCAGAGCUCUUCAACAGAGAUAA